Gambusia affinis (western mosquitofish) is the source of this 4690-nucleotide messenger RNA. RefSeq names its product chordin-like 2 (gene chrdl2). Bases 439 to 1770 code for a protein of 443 amino acids. NCBI's taxonomy places the organism in Eukaryota, Metazoa, Chordata, Actinopteri, Cyprinodontiformes, Poeciliidae. The record is from RefSeq and is a predicted model, not a curated record. Gene Ontology annotation, molecular function: protein binding. The transcript has 11 exons.
ACCACAAGGUAGGACGGAAUAAUUGGUAGCACAGAUAGAACACCUGUUCUUUUGGCUCUCAGUGUAACUCGUAGUUUGUCAUCACCCGUCACCUCAUAUGUUAGCUUAACUUGGCGAAUAUGAAUGUUUUGAAUGCUUAGAGCCCCAAACAUUUGCUCUUAGAGCAACAAAAUGGUAAGCAGUUCUUUAUGCAAACAUUGCUGCUUUUCAUAUUUGGACUUUGCCUGCACAAUCCUGAUGUUCACUCCACUGUCAUCACAAUUUGCCUCCUGAAGAAGGCGCCAUAGAAUAACCUAGACUAAUAUCGGAUUUUCUUUUCCUUUUUUUGUUCUUCCUCUAAAUCUUUGUUUCACACUGUCCUGCAGUUUUUUUAACGUCUCACUGAAGCGCACAUGUAUUGCGCACUGAAGACUCAGUCACGCACAUGUGGGGGAAAAAAUGAAGCUUAAGUUUUUGUUCUUUUUCAUAAUGUGGUUUCCAUCCGCGGAGCUGAAACCUCGGAGAGGCUCCGGAGUGGUUUGUACUUUUAAAGACAAAACCUACAGACCAGGGGACAGCUGGCAUCCCUAUCUGGAGCCUUUUGGAUACAUGUUCUGCAUGCGCUGCGGCUGCACAGAGACAGGCCAUGUGAAGUGUAACGCCAUCAAGUGUCCUGCGCUGGCGUGUGAGAACCCCGUGACAGACCCUCAGCGGUGUUGUCCAAGGUGCACAGAUGAGCCCAGGAUUCCCGCAGGACUGAGGGCGCCAGUCAAAACCUGCAGCCACAACGGGACUGUCUAUCAGCCAGGGGACACCUUCACCACCCAGGGCCUCUUUUCAUCCAGGCAGAGCAAUCAGUGCGUCAUGUGCACAUGCUCAAAUGGAAAUAUCUUCUGCGCUCUGAAAACAUGCCAACCUGUCACCUGUUCUUCACCAGCUUCUCUCCCAGAUACCUGCUGUUUGGUGUGUAAAGACCACAGCAGCAGCAGCGGCGCAUCGUCCACCGAGGAUGGAAACCAUCAGCUGAACAGAGGCGUCAGGCAUUCAGUCGACCAGUGUUCUGGAGAGCAGAGCAGGGUGAGGUCGGACCGCGCCACCAGGACGAAGGUCUCUGCCAGGGCUCUGAGCCUCAGCAGGCUCAACCUCAGAGGGGCCUCGGAGACCACGGUGAGGAUUUUGCUGCAGAGGAAACACCAACGAGUGUGUUUAUACAAUGGCAAGACGUACUCUCAUGGAGAUAUGUGGCAUCCAGUUUUGGGGAGGGUCCUGGAAUGCAUCGUUUGCUCUUGCAUCGAUGGCCUCCAAGACUGCAAGCGCAUCACGUGUCCGAGCCAGUAUCCGUGCCAGCAUCCAAUAAAAUUGCCGGGUAAAUGCUGCAAGACUUGUCCAGAGAGAACAGCUGAAAUAAACCAGACCAGGUGCUAUCUUGGGUAUAAAAACAACCUUUUGGUGUAUAAAGUAGAACCAGCCUUGAAAGUUGAUUCUCCCAACACGGUUAGAAUCAUCGCUGCUGAAAGACAAAGCACUGCUGAGAUUGAAGUGCAAGCCUGGAACACAGCAGAAGGUAUUUUACAAAUAAUGGAGAUUGGCGACGUUCAAAGGAAAGACAUCACAGAUCAUCCAGAAAAUUACACUCUUCUUACCACUCUCGAUGAAGACACGUGGAAAAAAUUUAAAGAGUUGGGAGAAAACCUGAGCAGAGCUUCUAAGACCACCAUUUGUGGAGACGGCAUUCGGGAAAUAGUGACGUUCUUGAAUCCAAAGCAAACUGAAGGCCUGUGUUCACCAUAGCAACCACUCGUGAUAUCAGUAUUCACACUCAAUUGUAUAUCUAAAGACAUAUGUUAUUCAUACAAGCUGCACUUGUUUUUUUUAAUUUUACUUUAUUUAUGCAAGCGAACUUUCUUACGCUUAAUGUUUUUUUAUGCAUCUUUGCCAUUUUUGUUUGGCGUCUUCAAACAGUGAUGAUGUCGACAUCCGUCUUUGUUGUUUACGAUUCUUGUAAUAAAUCUAAACAUUGUAAGACUUGAUAAACUAGAAUAUGAUGACGAUAGGCAUAUUGCACUAGCUGUAAACACCUGUUGCCUCAUUACAUUAUGACCAACAACAAGUAAAAUGGAAAAUGCAGUUACAGCUGGCAGUGAGUUUAAUAAUAACACAGGAUAUUAGAAUAGGGAUAAAAGAAAUGCUAGCAUUGUGUACUUAAUGUUGAUGUGUUGGAAGAGAAAAAAACACGUAAUGGUAAGAAUUGAGGCGGUUUUGACAGAUGACAGGUCACGAUGGCUGGACAAUCGGGUCGUACCAUGUCCACAGUGGCAGCUCUGGUGUGCUGACUGGUCCCAGAUAUUGGUAUUAGGGCCAUUGGCACCACCAGUAGGGGGCUACAAAUCUUCUGGCCUCAAUUCUCCCAAGACCAGGACCACUGGCAACACUCAGGCCACUAAAAGAUAACUUGUAUAGCGUGUUAUCAAAUUUAGAGGACCCCAAAGUGCUACAGACUACCUUCAGUCAUUCACCCAUUCACAUGCUGAUGGCGGCAAGCUCCUGGGUAUUAGCCACAUCUACCCUGGGGCACAGCGACAGAGGCUAGGCUACUGGAGUCUCUAACCAACGUCAGCAGGCAAGGCAGCCAUUGUGUUCAAGGACAUAAUGACAGAGUUAAACCAGCAACCCACUAACUGAGUGAUGAUCUUCUACCAUCCGUUGCCACUAUCGUCCAUUUUACUUUUACCCUUUCAUGCUCAUUAGUGUCCACAACAUCUCUGCUUUCUCUUUCCGUCCGUGGUAUUUCUCAGAUUUCUCACCUUGGAUUGCUAAGUUUUCUUCUUCUGACUCCACCAUCACAAUCUCUGGUUGGUUAGCCGUCUCCUGUCUCAGACUUAUCGUUCUCAGCUGCUCUUGUUGGUGUUUCCCAUUUUGACAGCGAAACCUUCAGCCCAACCUUAGCACUUAGCGCACAAGUGUUCUUGUGCGCUAUUUCAGCCUCUUGGUAAUGACAUCCCAUGUUUACUUUUCUGGUCAGAAGUCUGUUAUGUCGUUGACUGUUUCAGUGGCGUCUCCUCACGGCCAAACUCUCUGUUCCUGUCUGAUGCGGUAGAAGCUGAUCUUUAUUACUCCUCUACUGCCAUGAGUUUUGCCUUUGUGUUUUCCUUCAGCCAUUCGUAGCACUUUGUAGGUAAAAAUCAUGAAGAUUUAUCUCCCCAUGAUGAUUCCACUAGGAGCUACUCUUGCAUAUUGAGAUUUUCUUGCCAGAGACAUUUAGCAGUUCCUCUUUUGGGGACAUAUUUCAGGAUCUUGGAUGUUUCAUCCUGCCUUGAUGCUCAUUAGUCCCUCCUUUAGCUUAGCAUACACUCUCAGGACUAAAGGUAAAACCCUGCUAGUGCAAUGAAAGAAGGUUACCUCUUACUUUAAAUCCAUUCUGGAGCUUGAGCAAUUUAAUUGGAGGAGUGUUAUUCUGUUCACAUUACCAGUACGCUGGUGGAAACCGGCUCCUUGUUCUAUGUGUUGCUUCAUUCAGAGGUUCUGGACCCUCAGCUAUUGACAAGCGAUUGCUUCCUGGACGUCCAUGCUUUCUGGAUUUACUCAGUUUAUCUGAUAUUGGGAUCUGUUUGGUGAUCUGAAACUUUUAGGCAAAAGUAAAACCAGAUGGAAUCUGUAAAGAGGGAACUCACAUUUUGCGACGAUGAGAGGCCAUCAAUUAGGAUUCCCUUUGAAGGAUUUCUGGAUAUGCCUCUGGUUUAGAGGAGUAGUGAAUUAUGUUGUUCCUGACUUGUGCAAAUUGUAGCCUGUUACAUUAUUUUUGUAGCAAUAACAUUUUGAGAGGAAUUUUGCUUCAGCAAACUAUUUGAACAAUUUUUUUGAUGUGUUGUUUUUGCCUUUAAUUUUAAAGAAGGCACAUUUUGUUCUGCAUGUGAACCAGGUUGUUAUUCAUCACUUGUAAAUAUUAGCCAAGGUUUUGUCGUAUUAUUUAUAGUAUACCGGUUUUUGGCUGUGUGUAUUUGUCUGUUGAAUGUCUUUUUUUUUUUUUUCAUGAAGUAGCUUUUAAGUGUUAGCUUUCAAAAAGUACAAAACUGUGCAAAGGGUUGUAAGAGAACCCUCCCUCUGAUGUUAAAACCGUUUUUAUGUAGCAGAAAGAUUUGAGUUAUUUUUAAACCUCGACAGCUUCAGUAAUUAUAUAUUUUUUUUGCUGUGGGGCGACAUAUCUGAACGCACUUUGUACUUCACGCAGCUAUUUCGAACUACACGGUGUUGCCUGAUAUUUUACACCAUUAAAGAACAGUGUUUGACUGCUCAUGGCUGUUUCUUGUAUGUUCCCGCUGGAAGCAUGUGCUUCAAACAAGAUGUGCCCUCUUGCUCAGAGCUGUGUUUAACAAAGACUUGCUGAUUCAUCGCAGACCUGCACACUGCCUGCUGCAGCACAAAGGAUCUAGCAGCACUAUCGCCUCAAGGUUUCUAUUAAGCAAAGCUCUGGAGAUCUGUGUAAGCCGUGUUCUUGGUAGAGAUGAAAUAUUUUUGGUGGCAUCGAGUUGAAACGUUCAAGAGAGGCAGAGUUGUUAGAUAAUUGGCGUGAGUGUUAUAUUAACUUUGCCUUAUUGCUCAUUUAUUUGAACAGUUCUUUUGCUCAGGGUGCAGCCAUUAUACAGAAAACGGCUUCAGUGAUUUUCAAACCAGGAGAUUUUAAUUUAUCGUGAUUUUUUUUCUUUUUUUUUUU